This is a messenger RNA of Triticum aestivum (bread wheat), 1747 nucleotides long. RefSeq lists its product as uncharacterized. Bases 691 to 1500 code for a protein of 269 amino acids. The transcript has 6 exons. The record is from RefSeq and is a predicted model, not a curated record. NCBI's taxonomy places the organism in Eukaryota, Viridiplantae, Streptophyta, Magnoliopsida, Poales, Poaceae.
UCGCCAGAAAGCUUCUCCCUUUCCCCUUCGCCUCGCCGGGAGGAAAUCUCCAAAACCCUAGCCGAUGCCGUCGUCCAUGCCGCGCAGAGGUAGACGACGCUCUCCCCCUCCACCUCCACCAUCAGAUGCAUCACCCCUUCCCGUGCCCUCUCCUCCCCCACCGUCGCCAUCAGCUGCAUCGUCCAGGGCUACCUCCCCUCUACCACCGGCCGCAGCCUCCACCGCCGGCCGAACCCCUCCCCUCCGCUGCCCUCAACCACCAGCCGAAGCCUCCACAAGCCGAUCCCCUCCCCUCCCCUACUCUCCACCACCAGGUGCAGCCUCCACAAGCCACCCCCUUCCCUCCCCUGCUCUCCGCCACCAGCCGCAGCGUCCAGGGCCACCUCCCCUCCUCUCCCCUCCACCACCAGUCGGCCCCCUCCCCUCCUCUCCCCUCCACCACCGGCUGCAGCCUGCACAAGCCGACCCCCUCCCCUCCACGACCCAACCCCCUCCCCGUCUCUGCACCAUCAGCCACAACCCCCUCCCGAAUGCCGCUACUUUGACGGGGAUGGAGAACUCUUCGCCGACAAGGACGGGGAAGGCCUCUCCUACAGUCGGCCACAGCCUCCACCCUGUGAGGACACUGAGCAGGCAGUGCGUAUUGAGGCCCUAUCACCGCCAAACCCCUUUCCAUCCGUUUCAGCAUUGAUGCCAACUGGAUUGCUCAUUAAAUAUUUUCUGAGAGUUGAUGCUGAUGGCUUAUUUCACACAUAUCCUCAUCGGGGUGGUCCGUUUAAGAGCUUAGAAGAAGCCCAGGAGGCCAUAGACACCUAUCAUGCUAAUCGGAUUAAAAUCAAGUACUUGGGUGAGCUUUCCAAAGAGGACAGGUAUGUUUGGCAUAAACUAUAUUGGCGUGAUGGAACAAGGAAGAAUUCGAAAGAAGCUUUGGAUGCAAUGAUGAACCUUGACCCCACUUUGGAAGUAGUUAAAUGUUUACUAGACAAGCAUAAUGAGGAACACCAUCUUUUCGAGGAUCUUGCAUAUGAAGUCAAGCAGGUUGUGAGUUACAAAGCUCAUUUUCCGGAAAACGAUUCUCAAUAUGAAUGCAGGUCCUUCUCACAUUUAAAUGUGCUUGCAAAAAGAGGAUUGAAUGACAACCAAAAUCUUCUCUUCAUUGAAAUCACAUGCACAGAUGGUGAAUUUGAGGAGUAUGCGCUUACUUGUCUUUGUGCGGUUUCGUCCGAUGAUAAUGGUGAGUGCUGUGAAUGUGGUGAUGAUGUGAAGCAUCCCACUGGUGUGGAGUACAAAAAGGGUGAAGCAAAGCCCCAUGGUCGAUGCAAGUGCAUUAACAGGCCUAUCUCAGAUGAAGCAUUUAACAAGUUUAUUGUUGUGCGUGAUGAGGAUUCCCUGGAGGCGGAGGAGGCUAGGGUGAGACGGCAAUUCAGGAUACGCAACAUAGCAGAUGGCCAUGGAGCGAGGGGCAAAUACAUCGUACCGGCGAAACGUGUGCAAGCAUAGAUGUAUAAUCAUUAAGGUUGUGCUGCGUUUGUUUUUGGUACCAGUGAUGCUGAGUAAGUAGCAUGUGAGUGUUUGGCGUCUUGCUUGCUGACGUAGAAGCCUCAGCUCGUUUGGGUGGAGGACGGUCCUGUGCGGAACCCUCGUUUAUGGUGGAAUAUCUGAAACAGCUAAUGAACACCUACGUUUUGGGGGAAUAAGCUGGCAAAACCAAAGUGGCUUUUUCAGUGCAAUGUGUUUUGUUGUGUCA